GCAGAGUUCAACCGAUCUCAAGGCCCAAGCGUAGGAAGUUAUUGGAUAACCUUGCUCAGGUGAAAGCAGCUGUCUCCUCAAGGUCAUCUCAGCCUUGCACUAUGCCAGUAUAUCUGUCCGACGGGUGGCGGGGGAAUCCCGCUCCGCGGUAGCACCUGAUCUCAUUUGAAGAAUAUAAAUGAUUGUAAGAUUGAUGGCAAAGAGCAUCAGAUAAUCAAAGAAAUCAAGGGAAUUUCAUCUGCAGCAUGGGCUCCAUAACAGCGACCAACUCCAAGAACUACCCACUUGAAGCUCUGCUGGCAACCGACAGAGACCAGCGUAAGCCCGUCGAAUUGCGAGUCACUGGAACAUUUCUACCACUUCUUGCUGGCACAUUGUAUCGCAAUGGACCGGGCACCCACCGGGUCGACUCGAAAACAGGGUCGUAUGCUCGCAGUCACUGGUUUGACGGUUUCGCACUGCUGCAUCGGUUCAAGAUAGUUCCCACGGAUGGCAGCAACUGUCGCGUGUUCUAUAACUCUCGAUUCCAGGUCGACGCGUUGAUGGAAAAAGCACGCCGCACCGGAGAUCUCAAGGAAGUCACAUUCGGCCAAAAGAGAGACCCGUGCGAGUCGUUCUUUUACAAGAUGAAGACCGUCUUUGAGCCGACUGAUUCUCUGUCUGAUCCUGAUCCACAGAUGGUUAAUUCAAAUGUCACUGUGUUCGCCAACAUGCCCGGCAUGCUGAAACAUGGCCCUGCUGUACCGGAAUCCUCGCAGUUCAAGCUGCUCACCUGUCUGACUGACGCAAACCAAAUCACGCAUGCAAAUCCGGAGACCCUCGAGCCAAUUGCUGCGAGCACGCAACAAGAGCUUCAUCCGGAUCUGAAGGGACAACUCUCCUGCGCACAUCCGCAAUUCCACCCCGAAACGGGAGAUGUAUACAAUUACAACCUGCACCUGGGCCCUAAUAGCACCUAUCGCAUAUACCACACUUCGGCACAUACAUCCAGAACAGAAGUCAUUGCCACACUCUCAACCAAAGCAGCCUAUAUCCAUUCCUUCUUCAUGACAGAAGACUACAUCAUCCUCUGCGUCUGGCCUUCGUACUUCAAAGGCCUCGGGGCCUCCAUCCUCUGGGAGCGAAACAUACUGGACGCAUUGAAAUUUGAUUCUACUGCUCAGACGCACUGGUUCGUGGUCGACCGGAGGAGCCACCGAGGCGUCGUUGCCAAGUUCGUCAGUCCGCCGUUCUUCGCCUUUCAUGCCAUCAAUGCUUUCCAAGAACCGGGGGACAAGAAUACAGUGGAUAUCAUCUGUGAUUUGGUGCAGUACACCAACAUGGACACCCUGCACCGAACCUAUUACGAGGACCUGCUCUCGCCUAACGGCGAGGUUUCGAAUUUCACAUUGAAAAGGUCUGAAACACCCGAGACCGUCCGCUAUCGCCUGCCACGAGUGCCCAAGGAGUCAACGACCGGAACAGUUGCCGCCGCGGAACGAGUCUUUGGAUUUGAGUCUGGUGAACUCCCGACCAUCAACCCGCGAUUCGCUACCAAAAGAGCACGAUACCACUAUUGCGUCGUUACCCGAGGACGCACUUCCUUCUUCGAUGGAAUCGGCAAGGUUGACCUCGAGACGCAAACAAUCCAGUACUGGGGUAGUGAAUCGACGCCUCAUACGCCGUCCGAGCCAAUUUUCAUCCCCGAUGGCACUGGCGAGGCCGAGGAUGCGGGAUAUCUGCUUAGUGUGGUGUUGAACGGAGAGACUGGGACAAGUUACCUUGUGUGUCUUGAUGCGAGGACGUUGACCGAGGUCGGCAGGGCUGAACACGACCACGCGAUUAAUUUUGGGUUGCAUGGAAGCUAUUAUUCCGCGGUUUGAGUGUAUGCAGCUGAGCUGUAUAUCAAUGCUUUUUGAUUUUGUUAGAAUAUUGUUGCUUGCGUAACAUAAACGAUUUUCAUAUUCCAAGCCAGCAUAUCGAAGUCAUCGACUGUUCUCCGGACAGAGCAAGUCAUGUAGACAGUUCUCGUUAAUGCUAGGUCUCGCG
Aspergillus novofumigatus IBT 16806 is the source of this 2028-nucleotide messenger RNA. Its product is annotated as putative dioxygenase. The record is from RefSeq and is a predicted model, not a curated record. NCBI's taxonomy places the organism in Eukaryota, Fungi, Ascomycota, Eurotiomycetes, Eurotiales, Aspergillaceae. Gene Ontology annotation, molecular function: carotenoid dioxygenase activity. The transcript is spliced from 3 exons. Gene Ontology annotation, biological process: carotene catabolic process. Bases 246 to 1862 code for a protein of 538 amino acids.